GUAACGUAGUUAUAGAAAUCCGAAGAUUAUUCUUUUACAGACUAGAAAUGUCUGAUUUUACACUAUUAGAUAGAAAAUAUAUAUAUGUAUAUAUAUAAAUUUGUUAUAUUAUUAUAUUUAUAACAUUAAUACUCAACAGUAAUAAAAGUAACCUAAAUAUCUCGAUUAUAUAAUCUUUAAUACUUUAUGAUGUAUUAUUUGACACAAAUAAAAUAUAUUUUACAUACGUGAAGUUACAAAUUAAAAAUAAUGGGUGAUAUAAAAGAAAAAAAAAUGGGAAAAAAUGAAAAUCAUAAUGAGGAAGAAAUUUCAUCUGCAUCAGGAAAUACUCAAUCUACUGAUAUUCAAUCAACAGAUAUAAAUAAAGAACAAACAAAAACCAAUAAAUCUUCAGGAAAAAGUAAGAAUGUAGAAGCUAUUGAUGCACAGCAAUCAUUGGCUAUACAACGAGAUACAGAAACUGUAAAACAAUUAAAGAAUCAAUUAGAAACUUUAAUGAAUUCUCUGGCAACAUUAUCCGCAGAAAAAUCAAAGAUGGAAGCUAAUUUUCAAAGUGAUAGAAAACAAUUAAGAAUGGAACGUGAGGAAUGUGAAAAGGUAAUUAGAGAAUUAAAGGAAAAAUUAAAAAAGGGGCAAAAUCACAAUGUAUCUGAAAUAGAACAUGUGAAGUGUAAAUUAAUCAUGGAACGCCAUGAAAGAGAAAAAGAAAGAGCAAAUCAUGCAUCUACAAUAAAGGAAUUACAAAAGAUAUUAAAUGAAGAACUUCGUAAUAAAGAGCAAUUAGAACAGCAAAUGAAAAAUUUAUUUGCUAAUAAAACACAAUGUAAAAUUCUUGAAGCAGAAUUAGAAAUAACCAAAAAUAAGUUGAAACAAGCAGAGGAAGCAGCUAAAGAAACGCCACCUCUUCUUCUUUCUUUGCAAGCUGAAAUGGUUGCUAUAAAGAAGCAACAUCGCUAUGCUAUACUUGAAGAACAGAGAAGAGCAGCUACUGCAGAGCAACAAGCUAGAACAUUAGCUAUGACUCAUGAAACAAGAGUAGCUGGUUUAGAAUCUCGUUUAGCUGAACUUUCUGAAACAGUAGGAGAAUAUGAUAGAUUAAGGCAACAAGAUCAGCGCUCUAUUCAAAAUCUUAAGGACCAAUUAUCUAAUAUGCAAGAUGUGGAACACAAAGAAUGUGUCAAUAUGCCAAGUGAACCAGAAGAAAUAAUUUCCAAAAUAAAAAUACUAUAUGGACGUUUAUUAUAUUUAGAUAAUAAAAAGGAAGAUUCAGCUUAUGUUGAGUCACUAUUAAAACAUUUAGAGUUAAAUGGUAAAUACAAUGAUUCUGAGUAUAAAGAAAAGUAUGAAACUCUGUUACAAGAAUUCAAAAUGCACAAAGAGCAAGUACCAACUAAAUACGAUGUUGAUACAAGUCUUUUACGUAAAGGGCACCAACAAAUUUAUAACUUAAUGGAUUUACGUGAUAAAGAAAAUAUUAAAACUCAAUUGCAUUUACUAAAAACUCAUAAUAACAAUUUAGAAGAAAGAAUUCGCACAUUAAAUAGCAAAUUAAUACAGAAAGAAAAAGAAUUGCAGAUAAAAAUAGAUUAUUACCAACAGUUAUUACAAGAAGAACGUGCCAAAUCAGAACAUGUACUAUCACAAAAGGAAAAUGAAUUUCGUAGUAAAAUAUGUACAUUAGAACAGCAAUUACUUCGUCAAAGAGAACGAUCCGUCGCACUUGUUCAAGAAAAAGAGAAAGAAAUCUUAACAUUGAAAGCCUCAUUUCAUGCAUUAAUACCAAAAAAAGAUCCAUCUUUUUGGGAAAGUGAAAGAAAUGUAAUAAAAUCCGAAAAUAAAUCAGAAUCCUCAGGCGAUAUAGUAACAGGACUAUUAAAUAAUGAUAGUCCUCCUAUAUUGCAUUAUACUCAGGAAUUAGCAAGACAUGAAGUGCAAAUAUCAUCGACUAGAAAGAGAAUAUUAGAAUUAGAGGCAUUAUUAAGGGAAAAAGAAAGACAAUUGCUUCAUAUAACUGAGAAACAUAAAGAAGAAUUAAAAGCUGUACAAACACAAGUGGCAAGGUUGGAAGCAUGUAAAUCUAGAGAAGGUGCGAAUUUAGAAUAUUUGAAAAAUGUACUUAUCAAUUAUUUAACUACAAACGAUUCAUCAAGCAAGCGACAUAUAUUAAAUGCUAUAUCUACAGUGUUACAAUUUACAUCAGAUGAAUUGGAGAAGGUCAAUCAUGUUAAAUAGCUUUUGGAGUUUCAGUAAACAGAUAUCUUUGUACUAUCUUCGAUAGGUUUAAUUGGGGAUUCUAUUUCUAAAGUAACAGGUCCACUAUUUUGUAUGCUAACUUCCAUCAUGGCUCCAAAUAUACCAUCUAUAUAAAACAAUUAAAUUACAUAAAUUUUAU
Molecule: messenger RNA, 2392 nt
Organism: Vespa crabro (European hornet)
Lineage: Eukaryota; Metazoa; Arthropoda; Insecta; Hymenoptera; Vespidae
Gene: GCC88
Product: GRIP and coiled-coil domain-containing protein 1
Exons: 11
Coding region: 250-2232 (660 amino acids)
Cellular component (GO): Golgi apparatus
Source: RefSeq, a predicted model, not a curated record